This is a messenger RNA of Atta colombica, 2103 nucleotides long. Its product is annotated as odorant receptor Or1-like. Gene Ontology annotation, biological process: detection of chemical stimulus involved in sensory perception of smell; sensory perception of smell. NCBI's taxonomy places the organism in Eukaryota, Metazoa, Arthropoda, Insecta, Hymenoptera, Formicidae. The transcript has 10 exons. The record is from RefSeq and is a predicted model, not a curated record. Gene Ontology annotation, molecular function: olfactory receptor activity; odorant binding. The coding region runs from base 1 to 2103 and encodes 700 amino acids. Gene Ontology annotation, cellular component: plasma membrane.
AUGCGAGUAUUAGAUUCGACUUUUAAAUUUCUAACUAUUUGUGGUUGUUGGCGACCGGAUUCUUGGACAUCGUCAUGUAAACGUGUAAUCUAUCAUAUGCACACAUUUUUCGUGCUUGUGUUAAUAAACACGUUUACUUUAUCACAAUUACUGGAUAUUAUUCUUACUGUGGAUAAUGCGGACGAUUUCACUGAUAAUUUCUACAUGUUACUUGCAAUGAUUGUAUCUUGUUGUAAGAUGCUUAGUAUGUUGAUAAAUCGCAAAAAUAUUGCUUUGUUAAUAAACAUUCUCAUGAAAACACCGUGUAGACCAUUGGAACCGGAAGAAAUGGAAAUUCACAACAAAUUUGAUAAGGGCGUACAAGCAAACACGAUACAUUAUGCAAUUUUGGUUGAAAUGACUUGCGUAUGCAUUACGUUAACAUCGUUACUCACGGACUUUAGAAGACGGACAUUGACAUUCAGAGCCUGGUUACCGUAUGAUUAUUCAUCGUCAAUCUUAUUUUACAUCACAUAUGCUCAUCAAUUGAUAAGUUUAAUAAUCGGAUCUGUCCUGCAUGUUGCUUGCGAUGGCCUGAUUUGUGGAUUAUUGGUACACAUUUGCUGCCAAAUCAAAAUAUUAGAAUCUCGUUUGAGAAGAAUAGCAUAUGAGCCUGGUAUUCUUUCUGAGUGCAUUCUACAACAUAAUCAUAUUUUCGACUUUGCUAUCACGGUCAAUGAAAAAUUCAGAUUUACUAUUGCUAUUCAGUUUAUGGUUAGCACAUUGGUAGUGUGUUUCAAUUUAUAUCAAUUAACUAGGUCAACUACAACAAAUGCAAAGUAUGUUCAGCUGGUAUUAUACAUGUGCAGUAUGCUGACACAAAUCUUUUUUUAUUGCUGGUAUGGAAAUGAGGUAAAAUUAAAGAGCCAACAACUCGUCAGUAAUAUUUUUGAUAUGGAAUGGUGUAUAUUAGAUCAAAAUGUAAAAAAAAUUUUAUUAUUAAUUAUGAGACGUAGUACAGUGCCUAUUGAAUUUACCACCGCCUAUAUUAUUUCGAUGAAUCUUGAUUCUUUCGUGGGUUUACUUAAAACAUCGUAUUCAGCUUACAAUAUUUUGCAACAAAUAAAAUUAAUGUAUAAAGCGUGGCUGCCAUUUGAUUAUUACUCGUCAACAGUACUUUUUUAUCUAACAUCUGCUCAUCAAGUGAUAAGCCUUACUAUCGCAAUGUUCGUAAAUAUUGGUUGCGAUACUCUCAUCUGUGGAUUAUUAGUUCAUAUUUGCUGUCAAAUUGAGAUUUUGACUUAUCGCCUGAGAAAUAUUAUAUUUUGUUCAGAUUUUCUUCGUGUUUGCUUAUAUCAACAUUACCAUAUCUUCAGAAUUAACACUCGACGUUUCAUAUGUCUGGGAACAGUAACAUGUUUAUGUGUCGUAUUGACAUCUUUAUCAGUGAACUUCAGAAUUAGAAAAUUAACGUAUAGAGCAUGGUUACCAUUUGAUUAUUCGUCAACAUUAUUGUUUUAUCUAAUGUAUGCUCAUCAAUUGAUAUGUUUAAUUGCCGGAGGAUUUUUAAAUAUUGGUUGCGAUACUCUCAUCUGUGGAUUAUUGGUCCACAUUUGUUGUCAAAUUGAAAUAUUGACUUAUCGUUUGAAAAAUAUUGUAUCUUAUUCAAACGUACUUCGCAAUUGUGUAUAUCAACAUUAUCAUAUCUUCAGACUUGCGUUUAUUGUAAAUGCGAAAUUUAGAUUAACUAUUGCUAUUCAAUUUAUAACUAGUACGUUGGUGGUUUGCUUCAGUCUUUAUCAAUUAAGUACAGCAACAACAAAAGCCAAAUAUAUUGAGAUGAUAUUAUAUAUAUCUUGCAUGUUAACAGAAAUAUUCUUCUAUUGCUGGUAUGGUAACGAAUUAAAAAUAAAGAGUCAUCGAAUGAUCGAUAAUAUUUUUGAAAUUGAAUGGCUAGCGUUGGAUAAAAAUAGGAAGAAAUCUCUAAUGAUAAUAAUGAGCCGAGCAAUCGUACCUAUUCAGAUUACCUGUGCUUAUAUUGUUCCUAUGGAUCUUAAUUCCUUUAUGAGUUUACUUAAGACGUCGUAUUCCACAUACAACUUACUUCAACAAAUACGGGAAUAA